AUCAUUAUUAAAAAUAUUCACGUUCAAUGCUGUUUGUACCUGUUUCGCAAAAGGUUAUUUUGAAUCAGAUGUGGUUGGGAUUGAAGGCGAGUUUAUUCGAUGUCUGAUGAUGGCCGUGAACGAUUUUGUUAUUAUCUGUGCGUAGGGAGUGAUUUUUGAAUAUUUAUGUGAUAGAUGCAUUAAUUUUCACGUUUCAAUAUAUUUACAUUACAAUUCAGGAAAAUGGACUAUUAUUUGGGGUAUAUUAUAUCUCUAUUUUUAUCGAUAUACUUAGCUGUGAAGAAUUAUAUAAGGGCUGCUAAGAUAAUAUGGAAUUUACCAGGACCUCCAGCGCUACCUUUAUUAGGGAAUGGAUUCAUGUUAAAAAAUCAUAAGGAGAUGGAGCAGCUUGGGAAUACUGCAUAUCAAAGAUACGGGUCAUACUUUAGAGUUUGGUUUGCAUUUCUACCGACAGUCUUCAUUUACGAACCAAAACAUGUCAAAUUAAUUUUAGCAACCAACAAAAAUAAUCAGAAAAGUUUUGUAUACAAAGCUUUACAUAAUUUCCUUGGAGAAGGACUUAUAACCAGUAAUGGACACAAAUGGAAAAAGAACAGAAAAUUAAUUCAGCCAUAUUUCCAUAUACAAAUUUUGGAAACUUUCGUAGAAACUUUUGCUGAAUGCGCUAACCGAUUUGUUAAUAAAUUAGAAGCGGAAAAGACCGUGAAAAUAACACCAUUUAUUAACGAAUGUGUUUUAGAUAUUUUACACAAUGGAGUCCUAGGAGUUCCCUUAGAUCAACAGUCUCCUUACAGAAAGGGAGAAUUGCAAGCAAUAGAAAGAUAUAGCAAGCCGUGGUUGCUGUUGGAAUCUAUAUUUAAUUGGACCUCUUCAUCGAAACAAGAAAAAGCACAGAAGCUAAGUCUUCAUUCAUAUACUAAACAGAUAGUCAUCAAUAGAAAAAAAGAAACGAAAAAAUCUAAUAGAUCAUGUUUUCUGGAUAUGUUUCUAGAAAUUGCAGAAAAAAAUUCUGAAUUCACCAAUGACGAUAUAAUAAGUGAAGCUAUAACAUUCAUGUUGGCCGGUCAAGAUUCAGUAGGAGCAACUUUGGCGUUUACCCUCUUCUAUAUUGCAAAAUAUCCGGAGAUACAAGAAAAGAUUUUCGAUGAAAUCUCCAAGAUCGAUAAAAACGGAAAACUUGGAAUAAACGAUAUUAACGGAAUGAAAUAUUUAGAACAAGUUAUAAAGGAAUCUCUAAGAUUGUCACCGGUGGUACCAAUGAUAAAUCGUGUUUUAACUGAAGAUGUUAUGUUCGAUGAUCUAUUGUUACCUCAGGGUACACUCAUAGGUUUAUCUCCGUAUAUAACACACAGGCUUCCGCACGUAUUUCCCGAACCACAAAAAUUUGAUCCGAACAGAUUUGAAGAAUCUAAAUUGGAAAAUAUGCACCCCUAUGCAUUUCUACCCUUUAGCCUAGGUCCUAGGAAUUGUAUAGGUUAUAAAUUUGCUUUAAUCGAGAUAAAAACAAUCAUUUACUAUUUAUUACAAAAAUACGAGCUUAGUCUACCGAAAGGAAAAGAAGAAAUCGAAAUAGCAUACAGAGCAACUUUAAGAUCGAAAGGGGGAAUUUGGAUUACUCUGAAUUCAAGAAUAAGUUAAAAUCUGAUUGUACAAAUUAGGAUUCCAAUAUUUUGUUGUGUUUAAAUCUAAUGGAAUAAAUUAUAUAAUUCCCAAACAAUUU
This is a messenger RNA of Diorhabda sublineata, 1720 nucleotides long. RefSeq names its product probable cytochrome P450 4aa1 (gene Cyp4aa1). Lineage: Eukaryota; Metazoa; Arthropoda; Insecta; Coleoptera; Chrysomelidae. The coding region runs from base 223 to 1638 and encodes 471 amino acids. Gene Ontology annotation, molecular function: monooxygenase activity; iron ion binding; heme binding. The transcript is spliced from 10 exons. The record is from RefSeq and is a predicted model, not a curated record.